CUUCGGACGCUCAGUCAGUAACAGACGAUGGUAGAAGACACAAGAGUAAAAGACACAGGGAUAAAAGAUACAAGAGUAAAGGAUACAGGAGUAAAAGUUAAAUAAAAAUAAAAGACGUUUUGCCAAAAGUGUUGUGUUUAUAUAAAGAUGUGUGUGCGUUCAAGUGCUAAAACGAUACGGUGAAAUUUUAAAUCAAAAGUGUCUAUUACCAAUGAUGUUAAAUAUGAUGGAAGACGCCGGACACCUAGUUUUCACGGAAUUACCCGGCGCUCUUUUACACUCCGUGACAGCCCUCCACCACCAUCACCAUCACGCUGGACAUCGCACCAGGACGUUGUUGCAACAGCAGCAACGUUACGCCCCUUACCAUCUUCACCAACCCCAUCUCCUACCGUCUCCUCAACAGCACCAGCAAACCCAACGAGAAAGGCGACCUGUUACCCCUCAGCCAAUCCUGACUUCCCAACACCACCAGCCCGAACCCGAACCCGAAGAGCAAAGGACGACGCACGUGUCCAGGCUGUAUCCGGAACUUUUAGCACUGAUUUUUGCCCAUCUGGAUGUAAGGGAUCGUGGACGAGCCGCCCAAGUCUGCACGGCCUGGAGGGAUGCGGCUUACCAUAAAUCGGUUUGGCGCGGGGCUGAGGCUAAAUUGCAUCUUAGGCGCGCGAAUCCUGCCUUGUUUCACUCUUUGGUCCGCCGUGGUAUCCGCCGGGCGCAGGUUUUGUCCUUAAGGAGGUCCUUGAGGGAUGUUGUGCAAGGUGUACCGAAUUUAGAAUCUUUGAAUCUCAGCGGGUGUUAUAAUGUUACGGAUGCAGGUUUAGCACACGCACUAGUCAGCGAAUUACCAGCUUUGCGUUCUUUAGACUUAUCCUUGUGCAAACAAGUCACGGAUACGUCUUUAGGCAGGAUAGCGCAAUCUCUUAAAAACUUAGAAACUUUGGAACUUGGUGGAUGUUGCAAUAUUACCAACACAGGAUUACUUCUAAUAGCGUGGGGUUUAAAGAAAUUAAAACGUUUAGACUUAAGGUCGUGUUGGCAUGUGAGUGAUCAUGGUAUAGGACACCUGGCAGGCUUAGAUAAGACUACAGCCGAAGGCACCCCGGAGUUGGAGUACUUGGGUUUACAGGAUUGCCAAAGACUGAGCGACGAGGCUUUGCAACACGUGUCCACCGGUCUUCCGAAACUGCGCAGCAUAAACCUAAGUUUUUGUGUCUCGAUCACGGACGGUGGUCUCAAACAUUUAGCCAAAAUGCCUGAACUCCGAGAACUCAACCUCCGAUCCUGCGACAACGUCUCGGAUAUCGGUUUAGCCUAUUUGGCGGAAGGUGGUUCGCGGAUAGACACGCUGGACGUGUCCUUUUGCGACAAGGUAGGCGACCAGGCUUUGGAGCACGUCAGCAGGGGCUUAUUCCGACUUCGAUCUCUAUCCUUGAGCGCCUGCCAGAUCACCGACGAAGGCCUGGAAAGAGUCGCAAACGCCUUGCACGAUUUAGAAACCUUAAACAUCGGCCAAUGCAGCAGAGUCACGGAUAAAGGACUUACCUUGAUUGCUGAUAGCCUGGCAGGAUUACGAGCAAUUGAUUUGUAUGGUUGCACAGGAAUAACUUCAGCUGGUCUUGAACGAGUCACGAAGUUACCACAAUUGGUAGUUUUGAAUUUGGGACUUUGGCACGUCAGGUGAUCAGAGGGUGCACGACCAUAAUAAAAACAAGGUGUAAAAAUUCAUUUCGCGUCGGGGGUGGUAAUGGUAAUAGAUACAGUAAUUCGUUAAAUGUUUUUGUUUAUGGUGAUACUGUGUAAAUGUGAUUCCUUCCCCCGACGACUUUCUAGUGACCUUGUUUAAAUGGUUUGAUUAUUUUGAUUAUUAGUUGUGAUAGGAGUGUCAUACUCUCUUUUUGAAAAUGUUGAUAGUGUGUGAACUUCGGAUGAUGAACUAUUAAAAAUAAGACUGUUUCCGAAUGAGGUGAACUUUUAUUGAAAUUCUAUUAGAACAAGUUAUAUAAAUGAAAUUCUUUCAAAUGUGUUACUAAAA
This is a messenger RNA of Ctenocephalides felis (cat flea), 2035 nucleotides long. RefSeq names its product F-box/LRR-repeat protein 14-like. Gene Ontology annotation, cellular component: SCF ubiquitin ligase complex. The transcript has a single exon. NCBI's taxonomy places the organism in Eukaryota, Metazoa, Arthropoda, Insecta, Siphonaptera, Pulicidae. Gene Ontology annotation, molecular function: protein binding. The record is from RefSeq and is a predicted model, not a curated record. Gene Ontology annotation, biological process: SCF-dependent proteasomal ubiquitin-dependent protein catabolic process. The coding region runs from base 212 to 1684 and encodes 490 amino acids.